Salmo salar (Atlantic salmon) is the source of this 4626-nucleotide messenger RNA. Lineage: Eukaryota; Metazoa; Chordata; Actinopteri; Salmoniformes; Salmonidae. The record is from RefSeq and is a predicted model, not a curated record.
AUUAUCUACACUCCAUUCCAAGAGAUCGAAUCUUAUUUAAGGCGACGAGAUUCGCCAUCUGUUUUCAAAUUUCAUUCCUCCAUGAACUUUAUUUUCCCCGACUUUGGGAAGAAUGAUAACCUGAUCGAUGCUCUAUCUGGCCACCGUCUACAUAUAUUUUCAGUGGCGGUCUCCCACUUUGCUUAGAGUCGGCUGGUCAAUUUUUUGUUUCGUGCACACACAGGAACACGCGCAAAACACAUUUUACAGAGCAGAUAGAAAAACUUAAGUGCAGCCAGCUUGGGUGUAGAAGGCUAGACCCAUAUGAGCUUCUCAAUCUCUUUCUCUCCACCCCCAUCUCUACUCUGCUCUUUCCCCGCGUCCUGGACCUCUCUUUCAAGCUCGCUUGCUCUCCCGCUAGCAAGCGCUGUCAACCUGCCUCGCCCUCUCAACCUGCCUCGCCCUCUCAUAUAGCAUUGUUUAUCGUGUUUCUCGUCAUAUCUCCAUCUGGUUCGCAGCUUCUUCUUCUUGUCCCAUCUCUUACGCACCGCGGACGCAGAUGGAAGUGACAUAGGAAACGUUUAGAGCGGACAACAUUUUUUUUGCAUUUGUCCUCUUUUCUUUUAUCAAACUAGCCUAUCUGUUUUUACGCAGGACAUUUCAACAGAGUUUUGUUUGUUUUUGUUUACCAGCCUGGUUGUGUACACUCUAGUCUACUCAUACUAGGUCCGUUUUUCUUUAACCUAAUACUCAAUAUUCAGAUUAUUUUCUGUUUAUCAGUAACUUUUAUAGCUAUAGUCUACCCGAUUUAUUAGCCUAUUUAUAUUUCUUUGAGUUGCUUUAGCCUACUAUUAUGCACAGGUGGAGGAUGGGCAGUGAAAAGUGCUCAUGAGUUGAUUCCCAGUCGUCAGAAAGCUCUGUCUAUGUCAGUUACGUCGACCGGACCCCGGAAACUCAAGUGGGACCUACUGCCAAGUCGAUGAGAGCGCAUCGGAGAAGGUGUAGUGGAGGCAUGGACUGUAACUGCGUCAGUGAUCUGUUGCUCACCCCCCCUGUCCCUGCCCUCUGGACUCCAGGUGAGGCAAGCAGGAUUGGGGCACUUUUUUGCGGAAGCCGGGGCAUCGCCUUCCCAGACUGGGCCUACAAGCCUGAGUCGAGCCCCGGCUCGCGACAGAUUCAGCUUUGGCACUUCAUCCUGGAGCUGCUGCAGAAGGAGGAGUACCAGAGUGUGAUUUCCUGGCAGGGGGAAUAUGGAGAGUUUGUCAUCAAGGACCCUGACGAGGUGGCCAAACUGUGGGGCCUCAGGAAAUGCAAACCCCACAUGAACUACGAUAAGUUGAGCAGGGCGCUAAGGUACUACUAUAAUAAGCGCAUUUUGCACAAAACCAAGGGGAAGCGUUUCACCUACAAGUUUAACUUUAGUAAGGUGGUGCUGGUGAACUAUCCUCUGCUGGACAUGGCCAGCUCCCCUUUCCUGCUCCAGAACCACUUCAAUGGGGGCUCCGCCGCGCCCGACUGCAGCCCUGUCACACCCGAGGCCCUGCAGUCUCUGUUCCCUCGUUUGCCAGAGUCAGGGAGAGGAACCUCCCUGUUUGAUCGAGUGGCCACAGUCCCGGGACCAGAGGGAGAUAAACUGAGACUGGACACAUUCCCCUUCCUCAGCUCAGCCGCUCCCUGUUACUCCAAGCCCCCGUCCCUGUUGGGUCCUUACCCCCGCAACCCUCCCUUCGACUACCCCUGGGGCUUCAACCCCUACCUCUCAGGGGCCUUCUCCCUCAACAACUGCCCCAAGCUGCCCCCCGGCUCCCUCUAUCCCUCCCACUUCUACCCCAACCCGCUGCAGACCAGCCUGGGCCAGCUGCCUCACCCCUUCUCCUCCCUACUCCCCCCGGGGGAGGUGGCAGGAGGGGGACAGAGGGGAGCAGCGGGCCAGACCGGGGUUACUAACGGCACGGCAGGUGGGCAGCCCAGACUCUGCCUGCCUCCUUACCCUGGUGCUCUGUCGCUGGGCCGGACGGACAUUGUCAACGGGGGCUCUGUUGGUGAGAGGGAGAGAAGGGAAUCCAACACCCCAGGCACGGAGCCUGGGUUGGGGCUAGGGUUAGGGUUAGGGCUGGGUCUGGGAGGGAUGGGUCUUGGUGGUGUUGCUGGGGGGGCGACAGAGCCCAUUAGAGCGGCGAGGCGGGGUGAAGCAGGACCCAGAGUCAGACUCAGACCUGGAGAUCACAGAUCUGAGCGACUGCAGCUCAGACAACGACAACGAGCCUGACUUCAGCAUCACCAAGGAGACCAGGCUGAGUGAUCGAUCACAGACCCUGGUGGAGGGGAAGAAAGGGGGAGCACUGCCACCUCUCUCCUCCCUCCCUCCCCCCCGUGUCCUCCCAUCCUCUCAAGAGCCUGGUGCCCCUCACCCCUCCCCCUCCGUCCCUCCCUCUAUCCCUCUCUCCCUCCAUGGCUCUGGUUGAACGGCACAGGGAGACAGAGACUCUAAAAUUGAUCCACAGCUAAUAGAUUCUAUUAGAUAACUCUCUAUCUCUUUCUCUCUCCUCUCUUUCGCUCCCUUCAUCUGUUAUGUUGUCCUUUAUUUGAGCCAUCUUGCCCCGUCUCUCUAUUUUUAUUUCUUCCUCUCUCUCUCCACCCUUCUUCUCUCUCUCCACCCUUCUGUUCUCUCUUUACAUGUUGACUUGUCCAACAUAGCUGAGAUAGUGAGCUUGCUGAUUUUGACAUUACUGAGAGUCUACCAUGUUUCAGAUGUAUGUGUACUACUUAUUCAUCAUGUGCUCCCACAGAUUUUAUUGUCUCAAGGUUUCAGUGAUGUUUUGAGCUUUAACAGCAUUGUACGUUGUUCUGUGCUAUUCGUAUGUUACCGUGUUACUGCAAUGGGCCCAUAAAACUGCAUAAAUAUAACUCAAUGUAUAAUGAAUUACAUUAAAAUAUAAUACUAGAACAAUAAUAAACAACACUACAAUAUACACACAUAAGAUGAAUUGCAAUAAUGGCCGCAAGAAAUUAUAUCUGACAGAGACAUUGCUUUAGUUUUUUGGGGAUUCCUUUUCUUGGGUACCGGUAUGUAUUUUUCUAUUCAAAACAUAGUCAAACAUUGCCAGCUGGUGGUCUUUAUAGGAGGCUGCUACAGUUCAUUGUUUGUUGGGAAACAUGAUCAUCCCCCAAAUCCAAACAAUUAGUCAUUUUGCUCUGCUAAUGUAAUGCUCUGGUAUUGUAAUGCACAUUUCUAACUCCAUACUUGUUUGUUUGUUAUUGUUUAAUGCUCAUUUAAAUUGCUUAACUUUUUUCAGUGAGAGGGAGAGAAAGAGAGAGAGAGAGAAAGACAGAGCAAAAGAGAGAGCUGGACAAAUUUAGAAUUUGUAUCAAUAUUUAAUUGUAUAUAUUUUAUUAUGGUGUACAUUACAUUUAAUUAUUAUCAAUAUUAUAAAAGUUAGCUGUGUUGGUGUGAUUUAAUUACGUAUUUAAAUAAUGUUGGGAAAUUGACAAGUAUAGGUGUAUUAAAGUUUUAAAUACUUAACAGCAGUCAGAGUAUCUGCACUGGGAAGGUGUUUUUUCUAUGAGGAGGACUCAUAUAUGGGGAAUUGUCUCAUAUUUUCUCAACUCCAGCUAAUUGUACCCUUUGGUCAUUUUCCAAGAAGCCCUUUGGGUUUAAAUAUUCUGGUAGUCUUAUUUUUAUAGUUAGCAUUCACCCAGUGUAACUGUUCUGUAAUUUCUCAAAUGUGAGAAAUUUUGGUUUCAGCACAUUCUUUCAACUACAACAACAACAAAAUAUGUAGAUUAUUUUUGAGUCUAAGCUUUUUAUCCAUGGCAACAGUUAGGCAGUUGGUCCCCCUGUAGAAAUUAAAACAAGAGGUACAAAGUAUCUCAAUACCAACUAGGGACAUUCCAUGUUGCUCACUUUGAAGCACAGAGUGCAUACUAACUACCCCACAUUGUACAGAUUCAUAUGGUAUGGUUUGUAACAGGUGGAGGUAUAACAUUAGGUGUGAAAGCCCUAUUGUAAAGGUCAUGUAAUUCUAUAUUUGUUGGAUUCUACCAGAAAUCUCUGUUUUAUGAUCUCUGUGUGGCAUUCACCAACACCGCUGUAAAUACUCUUUCCUUUGUGAAUGUAUGUGUACACAUCCAAAAUGAUCAUGCCGUGAAAUAAUAAGUCACAUCUCUUUGUUUUAUUGUAAAGAGGAAAAAUGGAAAGAUCAAAAAUAAGAAAAAAAUAUGAAUAACUUCUAAAGCAAUAAACAUUAUUCUGGAGAUUGGACUGUUGUUGGCACUGAACUCACUGUGUGAAUGUGUGCUUUACACAGGAAGAGGCUCCUAUAGGCCUGCUUGAGACCCCUGGUGUAGAGCAUCCUUUCUCCACAGGGUGGCGAACCUGGACCUAUAUUACAAUGUAAUGACCUUAUCUAGUCUACACGAAUAGUUUGCAUUAUAUCAUGGAAGGGUUUGAUUUCAUGAGCAUGAGUAAAAAAUUGGCCAUGGUUUCCCUUAGUCUUAUUUUCCUUGCAUGUGUAAUUGACUGAUUGAGUUCAAUGAGUUGUAAUAGUCAGGGUAAUGGGACAGCAUAUGCCAUAUGGCCUCCUCUCUCAAGGAUAUGUCAUGAAAAUCUGCCGCCUACCUUUAUUAAACGUGUUGAUUAAAAUGUCA